GGCGUCUAACACACACUCUCUCUACGUUGAGAAAGGAGACAAUAUUUCAGCAGAUUUUAGAUAAAGGUAAAGUCUGUGCUCGAGUCAAGUGGCCCAUCCAGCCGAAGAAUAUAUAUCCCGGGGUGGAUAUUCAAGAGAAAUAGAUCAGCGGGACAUAUCGACCUAUUCACAGUGAAGAAUGAAGACUCUAGUUGUUUUGGCGGUAUUUGCAAUUGUCUUCCAGCUUGGGACAAGCCACAUGCAUGGUGUACCAAAAGGUAAAGUUACCUGCAACAACAAUCACACGGUCGAUAUCAAAAUCACUGGCGUAGAUGAUCUUGACGGGUGGGAGGUAGAUGAAUGGCAGUUAAGGGGCAAAAACGAAUGCAAGCCACUAUUUGGUAAUGAGAGAGUAACCUACAGUGCCCUGAAACUACCCGACUGCGCUUGGUCUUCAGAACAGCCUGCCAACAGCAGUAUCAAAUAUGUCUUGAAAAUCAAACCAACAAAGGGAAACACCAGCAACGGACAGCUGCGUGUUUAUGACCACCUGUACUAUGCAGAGUGUUCUUAUGACAAUCAAAACACAUCCUCAGCCAGCUUUGUGCCGAUUAAGAACCAGGAAAACAACGAUUCAAGCACUGCGUUUUUCAGCUUUUAUCUCCAAGCGUUUUACGACCCCAAUUUCACUGAAAAAGUUCCCAAAGAAGUUCCGCUGAGAAAAAUGUUGUACUUCCGGGCUUCGGUUGAGACCUCAAGCACUGAACCUAAUCUUGACCUUUUCCCUGUUCACUGCUAUUCGUCAAAGGGGAGAGACCCGGCUUCAACGGACGGGAGAAUUACUCUAAUAGAGGAAGGUUGUGGCAACAAGCAGAAAAGUGAUGACCUCGGAGACACUUUGUCCUACAGCUGCACUGAUGACGACACCAAAGAGGAGUUCUCCAUUCAGUCCUUUAGGUACUAUGGAGCUGAGGCAGGUGACCCGGUUUACUUCCACUGCGAUCUUAGGGUUUGUCUGGCAGACAAGAGCCCUUCUCUGUGCGAGUGCCCAUCCAACAGCUCGUGUCCUAGUUCCAGGAAAAGAAGGUCAAAGAUGGACGAAACGAAAGUGUAUCACGUGUCUACGGGGCCUUUUGUUUUUGGAAACGAUGAAGAAGAGAAAGAAACUGGAUCAGGUGAAGAGAAUGUGCCCCAGUCCCUCUCAGCGAGCACGGUGAUUACAGUAGCGAUCAGCGGUGUUCUCGUCGUGGCAAUUGUCUGCCUCACAGCUUACCUGAUGCUGCGCAGCCGCAACAAGCGCAGACAACAUGGCGACAUUCACGUUGCUUCAUAAGCACCCGAACUGUAGCGACUGGCCAUUGGCAAAAAGCAACAUGUGUAUCUUGAAACCUAGUUUUGUAUUAUUUUAGUAUAGGUUGUCAUUGACAUACAUACGGCAUUAGCCUGCGAAGCAAGCCGUGGGGAGAGGAGGGGGGAUUGGGGCGAGCGGAAUGCGCUCUCCCUAAUCCCCCUCCUUUCCUCCAGGGCUUGCUUCGCAGGCUAAUACGGCAUAACUUAUUUAUCAACUAUGAUAAGCUUGAUGAAUACAGAGAUAAGCAAAAAAGUGUUUAGUUGCGAGAAAAAUCUUUCGUAUUUUUAUGGGGGAGAUGGAGCGGGGAUGGAGAUUUACAAGUGAUUAUGUAAUUUUGUACUUUUAUCUACUUUUUCUAAGCUAAAGAAAAUAAUGAACAGAAACGUUUGUGUUUUUGCACACACACAAAAAAACUUGGACAUGUUGGGUUAGAAUUAAAUCUCUUAGUAAAGGAGAUUCAAACAAUUAUUUUGACAACCUUGAGAGGUUGAGACUGUUCCGCUUAACAUUUUCAAGCUCUUAUCCACUGAAGAAAGAAUCCACGAGACUGACAGUGUUAUGUUUUGCAGUUACCUUUCAUGUGUGAAGUUCAUUAUAAUGCAAUAAUUACGGUAUAUUAUGUUUACAAUGCACUACUGAGGAUCAUUAUGCUGAAUGUUAACAAAACUCCAUACAAAAGUAAAUUAGUUUUGGUAAAAUA
Molecule: messenger RNA, 2030 nt
Organism: Stylophora pistillata
Lineage: Eukaryota; Metazoa; Cnidaria; Anthozoa; Scleractinia; Pocilloporidae
Source: RefSeq, a predicted model, not a curated record